AUGCCCGACACCGACUACGACGACCUCCCCUCUCCCCCUCGGGCUCGCUCGCACAGCCGCACCGGCGCCGCAGGUGCCGCAGGACGGCUCUACGGCCGCAAGGCGGCGCGCAAGCCCGUCGGCGGGAGCGCGCACCAUGGUGGAGGUGGCGGCGCGAGCGGCGAGGAGGGGAGCGGCGGGGAGAGCUCGCCCUCGGUCGAGGCUCGCAGCGUGGGUGGAGGGUCGCAGCGCAGCUCGAGGAGCUCGAGGAGCCAGGGAGCGGCGCGAGGGCAGGGCGGGCGGGCAGGCAAGGUGACGAGGCGCGGGAAGGAGCGCGAGGCGGACGAGGAGAGUGACGAGGGCAACGACGACGAGGUCGGACUGGGCAUUGCGCCUGGUGGACGGUCUCGCGUCAAGGGCAAGCUCCACACGGCGAGGCCAAGCUCCAGCUUGACUGCCGUGCGCCCAUCGUCGUCCUCGAUCUUCAGCCUCUAUCGCAGCGGCGAUAACGGCGGCGCGACGUCCGACCGCGUCGGACGGGCCAAGCGCACGGCGACCGAGGAGGACGAGCAGGAGCAGAACAAGCGGUCCAGGUCCAGCGCGGCAUCGUCGCAGCGCGCCCGCUCGCCUCGCAGCAGCUCGACGUUCAGCAGCCCUCGCAAGCGUGCCCUCGGCGACAAGUCCAACCUCACCGCCGACUCGCCCCGCAAGGCCUCGCGCGCCCGACCUUCGCAACUCGUCCUCCCCGGUCCCUCGACCACCACCUCCUCGUCUCGCUCGCCUCGCGCCUCGGCCUCGAGUCUCGGCGUCUUCCGCGACCAGCCGUCGACGAGCGCAGCCGCCCACCCGGCCGCAUCCUCCUCCAGCCACCUUGCGCCGCCGCCGCCCAUCCCGCCGUCGACGGCCCAGUCCGCCUCUCGCGCUCGCCCGCCUCGUGCCGCCCUCGCUGUCACGGCCCAGUCGAUGCCGCACCGAGCGCCGACCUUCUCGACCAGCCUCGCGCGUUCGACCUCGCCCGACCUGUCCGGCGCCCGAGGCGCGCUCAACCCGCCGCCCUCGCCUCGCGCGCCCCAGCCCGCCUCGCCGGCACGCCUCGGCGUCCCAGGUGGCUCGCGCCCCUCGCUCGGCGCACCGGGCAUGCCCGCACCAUGGGCGCUCGCGGCCCCGGCCGGCCAGCACUCGAGCUCGCCCCGUCGCGCGCACGAGCCCGUCGUCGAGCACGGCGCGCCCGUCUUCCGCUACACGACGAGCGAGUUUGACGACGCGCCGUCGUUGCAGCUGAGCCUCGGCGACGGCGGUGCGGCCGAGGACGAUGGCGCGGGCAUGGAGUCGAGCAUCGUGCUCGAGACGUGGGAGGACGAGCAGAGCCGGCGCAGCGAGGCGCGCGAGCCCGUCCUCGAGGGGCUGCUCGCCGAGGGAGCGGAGCACGAGAUGGCCGACGACGAGGGCGGCAGCGACGACGAGGUGGGCGACAUGACGCUGCGGCCGGGAGCGGGCCUCCUCGACGUCAGCGCGAGCGAGGAGAUGCCCAUGGACGACGAUGCCGGCGCAGCGCAAGGCGGCGAUGCUGCCGAGCGGGACGACGAGGAGAGUGAGUUGGGCGCGGACGACCUCGUGCUCGUCGGGCGCGCGCCAAAGGCGCGCGAGCCGGUCGUCGCGCCCAACUUGGCGGACGAGGAGGACGGCGACGCGACGAUCAAGGCGCCCUCGCGACUCGCUCGUCGAGACGAGCCGGCGCAGGCGCUCGACGAUGCGCAGCAGCCCGCCGCGCCCGACAGCCCCGACCAGCACCUCGCCGACCAUUUCUGGCCCGCACGCACCUCCUCCUCCUCUUCCUCCUCGUCGACCGCCUCGCCCCGCCGUCGCCCCGUCAAGAUCUCCUUCUCCGCCUCGCUCAUGCCGCCCCGUCGUCCUCGCCUCUCGGUCGACAAGCCGCUCGAGGACGGGCCGCUGUCCGACGAGGAUCCGCUCGGCUACGCCCUACGCACGACGGCCACCUACUCGUCCGAGGACGACCUCGCCGACUCGGCCCCGAGCGACGAGUCGGCGCUCGAGGACUACCUCGCCGAGCGCGAGGUCGGCCGCGCCGUCAAGCCGACGUCGGGCCAGCGCGACAAGCGCGUCGCGGCGAGCGCGCGAGCGCGGCGGCUUCGUCUCGUCGACGGUGCGCGCGAGGGCCUCGAGCGCAAGGUGCUCGACGUCGACGAGGCGGACAUGCGCGGCGCGCUGCGGCGGCUGCUCGAGGCGAGGGCCGAGGGAGCGGACGAGCAGGAGGAGGAGGCGCUCAAGGCGUGGCACAAGCAGAAGAAGCAGUGGGUGACGGGGCGCGAGUGACUGAGGGGUCUCUUGUAGUGAUAUUGCAUCGUGCAGCUUUGCUUGCUU
Messenger RNA from Rhodotorula graminis WP1, 2361 nucleotides. RefSeq lists its product as uncharacterized. The coding region runs from base 1 to 2313 and encodes 770 amino acids. The transcript has 2 exons. Lineage: Eukaryota; Fungi; Basidiomycota; Microbotryomycetes; Sporidiobolales; Sporidiobolaceae. The record is from RefSeq and is a predicted model, not a curated record.